This is a messenger RNA of Odocoileus virginianus texanus, 1441 nucleotides long. The record is from RefSeq and is a predicted model, not a curated record. Lineage: Eukaryota; Metazoa; Chordata; Mammalia; Artiodactyla; Cervidae.
UCUCAGCCACCUGUGACAAAUUUGAGUGUUUCUGUUGAAAACCUCUGCACCAUCAUAUGGACAUGGAAUCCUCCUGAGGGAGCCAGUCCGAAUUGUAGUCUAAAGUAUUUCAGUCAUUUUGGCAACAACCAGGAUAAGAAAAUUGCUCCAGAAACUCAUCGUUCAAAAGAAGUGCCCCUGAAUGAGAGGAUCUGUCUGCAGGUGGGGUCCCAGUGCAGCACCAAUGAAAGUGAAAAGCCCAGCAUUUUGGUGGAAAAGUGUAUCUCUCCCCCUGAAGGUGAUCCUGAGUCUGCUGUUACUGAGCUCCAAUGCAUUUGGCACAACCUAAGGUACAUGAAGUGCACUUGGCUCCCUGGAAGGAAUACAAGUCCUGACACUAACUACACUCUAUCCUACUGGCACAGAAGCCUAGGAAAAACUCUUCAGUGUGAAAACAUCUACAGAGAAGGCCAGCACAUUGCUUGUUCCUUUGAUCUGACUAAAGUGAAGGAUUCCAGUUUUGAACAGCACAGCGUCCAAGUAAUGGUUAAAGACAACGCAGGAAAAAUCAGACCAUCCUACAAUAUAGUGCCUUUAACUUCUCAUGUGAAACCUGAUCCUCCACAUAUUAAAAAUCUCUCCUUCCAAAAUGGUGACUUAUACGUGCAGUGGAAAAAUCCACAGAAUUUUCAAAGCAAAUGCUUGUCUUAUGAAGUAGAAGUCAAUAACAGCCACGCUGAGACACAUGAUAUUUUCUAUGUUGAAGAGGCCAAAUGUCAGAAUACAGAAUUUAAAGGAAACCUAGAGGGUACAAUUUGUUUCAUGAUUCCCGGUAUUCGUUCUGAUGCUUUGAACACAGUCAGAAUAAGAGUCAAAACAAAUAAGUUAUGCUAUGAAGAUGACAAACUCUGGAGUAAUUGGAGCCAAGCGAUGAGUAUAGGUAAGAAGGCCAAUCUGACAUUUUACAUAACCACAUUACUCAUCAUUCCAGUCAUCGUUGCAGCCGCAGUCAUUGUCCUUCUGCUGUAUCUGAAAAGGCUCAAGAUCAUUAUAUUCCCUCCAAUUCCUGAUCCUGGCAAGAUUUUUAAAGAAAUGUUUGGAGACCAGAAUGAUGAUACCCUGGUAAGUUCUGACUCAGUGGGGUGUAAAAUUGAUUUUUUGAGGGGAGGCUAUGGGAUUAAAAAUUUUUUUUGGUAAAACAUAUAUAACAUAAAUUUUACCACUUUAACCAGUUUUAAGUAUACAGGUCAAUGACAUUAAGUACAUUUACAAUGUUGUUGAACCAUCCUCAACCAUCCUCACUAUUUCCAGAGUGUUAUCAUCAUCCUAAACAGAAACUGUACCCAUUAAACAAUAACUCUCCAUUCCCCUCAACCCCUGGUAACCUCUGUUCUGCUUUCUAUCUUUAUGAAGUUGCCUAGUCUAGGUACCUCAUAUAAAUGGAAUCCUACAAUAUUUGGCC